AGUAGUAGUAGUUCAUUCCUGAAACCAAACGGAGGAGCACUAAAAGUGGAGCGACAAGAACAAAGAUGAUAUGAUAUAGCGGAAGAAGAAUGCAAAACCCUCAAUAAAACCCAACCCUGAUGCACAAAUAAACACCAAUGUCUCAAGGAAUCCUUUCAGGUAAUCUUCCAGGCUAUGGACCAGCUGCCGCAUCGUCUUACUCGUCACAUGGUGAUUUGAAGGCCUUUCUUCCAGUUAAGAUUAAUUCGAGUAAAAGCUUGCUUCUUUACUCCAAUAGGGCAUCGUCUCUUGUUUGUUCAGCAAACUCCAGCAAUCAUAGAAGAAAUCCAGAUUUCUCUAGGCAAAGACAAAAUCAUGGGUUCUCUAGAAAUAGAAACAGGCAAAAUUUAGACAGAGAUAACUCUGAGAACAUUGAAGAAUCUGAACUUUUAUCAUCAAAAAAUGGGCCAUUACUUUCUCUUUCCAAUGGCCCGAGGUUUCAGGCAACUGCAACACCUGGUCCAAGAGAGAAAGAGAUUGUUGAUCUUUUCAGGAAAGUCCAAGCACAACUCCGUGAAAGAGCGGCCAUCAAAGAAGAAAAGAAGAUGGAAUCCUCACAGGGACAAGGUAAGGAAAGUGAAACAGUGGAUUCACUUCUUAAACUGUUGCGUAAACACUCAGUCGAUCAAGGGAAAAGAAAAAGCAACAGUGGCAGCAGCCGGGACUUUGUUUUGGAACAACCUGAACAGAAUACAAGCUCAUUUGGGGAUGAACAAAAUACAAACUUCUUAAACUCAAAUUCUAAUGCUAGAGAGGAGGAUGAGGAAGCGCAAGAACCCAAACAUUCAAAUCCGUUUAGGAGGCCAGUAUCGAACUUCAGGCGGAAAUCUCCAGUUCCAAGAGUGAAAUACGAGCCACUGUAUUCUCCUGAGGAUAACAUCAACUCUCUUUCAUUACCAAAGCUUCAAGGAAUGAGAAAGAAGAAUGAACCUGAACCAGAACUGGAAGCAGAAUCUGAGCCCGAGCUGGUACCUGAGUUUGAACCAGUGUCUGAAAUUGAGCUCGAGUCUGAGCUUGAGGAGUCAUUUGAUGUAUCUUCUGAUGUGCAUGAUGAAGAAUUUGCUGAAAUAUCAGAGACAGAAUCAUCUGAUAUUGAUGAAGCUUAUAUUGAUGAUGAGGUUGUUGAGACAAAGUCGUCGACUGAACAUACUGAUUUAAGUGCACUAAAACUAGCAGAACUGAAGGUCCUUGCGAAAUCUCGUGGUCUUAAAGGUUACUCAAAGUUAAAGAAAGUUGAGCUCAUCGAGCUACUAUGUGGAAACUAGUGAUGUAGAUGCAGCCGGCAGUGCAGACCCCCAGAAAACAAGUAUGGGCUGCUCUUCAUUUUAUCUAAACUAUUUCCUUUCUCUCGUUUCGAAUGUGUGGAAAGUAGGUCCUAGUUUUUGCCUUCGGUGCUUAAUUAUCUGUUCAUUUUUACUCUCUCAGGGUUGUUUUGGAGUAAUCAAAGCUAAUGUGUUUUUGAUUCAGGGCUCAAAUGAGAUUAGCAAACAAACAAACAAAAAAAUAGUAGUAUUUGAAUUCUAGGAUUCUGAAUGUUGUUCUGUGUUAUGAGUAUUCAUAUCUUGUUGAAAGUUAUAGAAGUUUUGAUAUUACACUUCGUAACUGCAAUGUUUGCUCACUAGAAA
Papaver somniferum (opium poppy) is the source of this 1664-nucleotide messenger RNA. RefSeq names its product rho-N domain-containing protein 1, chloroplastic-like. Gene Ontology annotation, biological process: DNA-templated transcription termination. The coding region runs from base 138 to 1304 and encodes 388 amino acids. The transcript is spliced from 2 exons. Lineage: Eukaryota; Viridiplantae; Streptophyta; Magnoliopsida; Ranunculales; Papaveraceae. The record is from RefSeq and is a predicted model, not a curated record.